AGGUAGUAAUAGAGUAGUGAGAGGAAGAAGAGAGUGACCCUUUUUCUUUCUCCUCUAUCCUCUCUCUCUCUCUCACUCUACCUUGUCUCAUCAAUAACACUGUCCCUUGCUCAAAGAUUCCAAUUUCCAGCACCAAAAUCAAUUCACCGGAAAGGGAUGUUUCCACGCUUCGAUUCAAUCAUGUCCCAACCUUCAAAGGAAGACAUUAGCAAAUAAGGAAGCAAACCUAGAAAAGUAUCAAUCUUGAAAUUCAUGUCACAAAGCUUCCAUCAAGGCAUCUAUAGCUUUCCAAAUGCAUACGAACGAUCCGAGUGGGUGAUGAGAGAGCAAGGUGGCGGCGGAGCCACGGAAGAUCAGAUCCAGCCCACCCACAAACAUCUGCCUCAUAGUGAACUAUCUUUCAUGAAUCCACCCACAGCUUCCUCUAAUCUACAAGGGUUUCACUUAAUCAGCCCUAUUAAUCCAGCUUCCAACAUGCCGCCACCGCCGCCGUCUCAGAUGAGCUGGAUCCCGAGAAGCAGCGGGGGCGAGAAGGAGGGACAAGGCCUCUCUCUGUCUCUCUCCUCUUUGGAAGCCGCCAAAUUGGAGAAAAUGAAUGUGGGAAACGGGGAAUUAUACUUCCAUGGCAGCAAUCCUUAUCCAUUGGGAGAUCCGAUGAUGUUUGGGGAUCACGAAAAUCAGAUUCAUUUGGGGUAUGUGGAAUCUUCAAGAAGCACGACUUCGCUGAGGAAUUCUUUGUAUUCGAAGGCCGCGCAAGAAUUGCUGAUGGAGUUCUGCAGUGUGGGGAAUGGGAGAGAGAAUCGGAUUGUGAAGAAACAAGGCAGAAACCCUAAUUUGGCAUCCGAUGAUAACGGCGUCCGUUUGUCUUCUUCAAAGAAUCACCACUCCUUAUCCCCUUCUGAGAGAACUGAGUACCAAAGAAGAAAAAUUAAGCUCCUCUCCAUGCUCGAUGAGGUGGAGGAGAGAUACAUGAAAUACAGCGAGCAGAUGCAGGCGGUGGUGGACUCAUUCGACGCGGCAGCGGGGGAAGGGGCAGCCGCGGCGUACACGGGGCUAGCGAGGCGCGCAAUGUCGCGGCACUUCCGGAGCAUGAACGACGCGGUGGGGCGCGAGAUGAAGGAGUGCCUGGCGGCGCUGGGGGAGAAGGAGGUGGGGAUCACGAAGGGGGAGACGCCGCGGCUGAAGGCGGUGGAGCAGAAGUACCGGCGCCAGAAGGCCCUUCAGCUCCAGCACAUGGGGACGGGGACGACGGAUCACGACUCGUGGCGGCCCCAGCGCGGGCUGCCGGACCGGUCCCUCACCAUUUUGAGGGCAUGGCUCUUCGAGCAUUUCCUCCAUCCGUAUCCAAGUGAAGCAGACAAACAUUUGCUGUCUAGACAGACAGGUUUAUCGAAAAAUCAGGUAUCAAAUUGGUUUAUAAAUGCUAGGGUUCGACUGUGGAAGCCAAUGGUAGAAGAAAUGUACCAACAGGAAUUCAAAGAAGCUGCAGCAGCCAAUGGUGCAGAAACCGUUGCACCAAAAAGGGACCCUUCAGAAACCACCUCAUCCGCUGCGGAGGUGGGGUUGAGCUCAGAGAUCAGCGGUGGAAAUGCGGCUGCCGGAGAAGUUUCGCUUACAUUGGGACUCCGGCGUUCGGAAAAUUGUGCCAAUUAUGAGCCAUCUCUCAGUUAGGGAUUUCGGGGCUUAUGAAUAACUGCCAAUUAUUGAGUUUUUGAAAAGUGUCGAAAUUUAACUAUAUGUCACAUUGCUGUUUCUAUAAAGGUAUAAAGUGAGUGUAAUAAGGAGUAGUUGUAUAGACAGAGGUGACUGGUGAGAUGAAAUGUAUUGGAAUGCUUUGUUUUUCAUUCAA
Salvia splendens (bonfire salvia) is the source of this 1849-nucleotide messenger RNA. RefSeq names its product BEL1-like homeodomain protein 4. Bases 253 to 1671 code for a protein of 472 amino acids. NCBI's taxonomy places the organism in Eukaryota, Viridiplantae, Streptophyta, Magnoliopsida, Lamiales, Lamiaceae. Gene Ontology annotation, biological process: regulation of DNA-templated transcription. The record is from RefSeq and is a predicted model, not a curated record. Gene Ontology annotation, molecular function: DNA binding. The transcript has 6 exons.